Paramacrobiotus metropolitanus is the source of this 2049-nucleotide messenger RNA. RefSeq names its product cytochrome P450 20A1-like. NCBI's taxonomy places the organism in Eukaryota, Metazoa, Tardigrada, Eutardigrada, Parachela, Macrobiotidae. Gene Ontology annotation, molecular function: monooxygenase activity; iron ion binding; heme binding. The record is from RefSeq and is a predicted model, not a curated record. The coding region runs from base 390 to 1823 and encodes 477 amino acids. Gene Ontology annotation, cellular component: membrane. The transcript is spliced from 12 exons.
UAAACUGUAAAGUGUGUAAACGCUGGAGUAAACAGCAAAUGACCUGGUAGUUUCCGACCACUUGUUGCUUAUGGUGUCCGCUUUUAUUGUUUUUGAAUUUUUGUGAUUCUCUAGUAUCGUGUCGCUACGAUUUGCUAAUAACUGCGACUACUGUAAACACUACUGUACAGUAUACUCGGAGUUGCGGAGUAGAGUACAGAUAGUGUUCGGAUUUCUUAAUUCUUUCUUGCGCGUAAUCGCUGAAGCCGUCGGAAAUAAGCUGGAAUUUUGAUAUUGUUAGCUGAGAUAACUAACUGAUACUCAUGAAGGAUUUGCUCUUCUAAAGCUUUGAUCCAAACCAGACAGUCCUCCAGUUUUUUUCAACUUUUUCCCAACUUUAAACUGCCAUUAUGAUCAGCUUCGCCGUCCUUGCUGUGACCAUUAUCUCUGGAUUGCUGGGAUUCUUAUUCUACGUCUUCCUCAACAAUAAGACACCGCGAGCAUCGAAAAUCCCUGGUCCGCCAAUUGCUGAUAAGGCGGAGGGAAAUGUGCCAGAAUUGCGUGAAGCCGGAACCAUCCAUGAUUAUCUCAGCGAACUGCACGAUGAAUAUGGACCAAUUGUGGGAUUUUACUUGCGGGAUUUGUACGUAGUCAGCAUCGGAUCCGCAGAACUGUUUGAAGAACACGCGCAGCUAUUCGAUCGGCCCAAGGCACUGUUCCAGAAAUUUGAAGAAAUAGCUACACCGUCGACAAUUCAAUUCCAAAAUGGAGAGGAAGGCCGGCGACGACAUGCUUUAUAUGCUCGCUAUUUUAAUGGCACUGCAAAAUUCGUCUCGGAAUUAUCCGAAGGUGUUCAGGACACGAUCAACUCCAUAUCCGCUCUUCCGGCAAACGAAUACAUUCCGCUACGAAAAAGCAUGUUUAUUUUAUCAUCAGCCAACAUUUCCAAAACGGCGUACGCCAGUGUCUUUACGAAAGCAGAACUGGCCGAACUAGUGGAAUGCUAUGAUCUGUGGGAUGCUCGUGUAGAGAAUGAGUUAAUCGGGGAAAGUGUGGAAGUUAUCAAAGGAGGGAAGACUGAUCCGGUAAAAAGAAUUCAGGGACUGGUUAAAACUGGAUUAAGCCGGCGACAAAGCAGCGGUGACAUUGCCGAGGAUAAGCGAUUCAUUGACAUACUUCUUGGUGACCCCGAAUUAUCUUCGGAAGCCAAAUUUGCAGAUGCACUAACCAUGUUUAUCGGAGGACUGCAUACAACCGCUAAUCUACUGACAUGGGCGUUGUAUUUUUUGGCUGAUCAUCCUGAAAUACAGGAGCGCUUGCACGAAGAAUUGGACUCCAAAUUGAAAUCGAAGGAUAUCACUAAAUCCGAGCUUGAUUCGCUCACGUAUCUGAAUCAAGUCGUCAACGAAAGUCUGCGACUGGGAGGAGUUGGAACAUUUGCAGCUCGUUACUCGGAAGAACCCCUUUUACUCGGUGGAUAUACAAUUCCUGCUGGGACCCCUGUCUUUCAUCCGGUCGUGUAUGUCAUGCAUUCGGAGAAGUAUUUUCCUGAUGCUGAUUGUUUCAACCCGGAAAAUUUCUCCAAGGAGAACGUGAAAAAGCGCCAUCCAUUUGCGUUUAAGCCAUUUGGUUUUGCUGGAGGUCGGCAAUGCGUAGGCAAUCGGUUCGCUCUGGAAGAAACGGCCUUGGCGCUGGCGAUGCUGAUUAGAACAUUCCGAUUUGAAAUGGUUCCUGAUCAAACGGUGGAGCCGUUUUUUGGAUUCGUAACCCGACCGGUGGAAGAAAUCUGGGUGACUGUUUCCAAAUGGACAGAAACGGAAGAAUCUUUGCUGCCUUCCGAAUGAACUAGUUUCGUUCUAAUUGUGUUUCGACGAAAUUUUCCGUCCGUACCAUCUCAUUCAGCUGCAUGAAACUUGCGAUUUCAAUCUGCAACUUUAAUUCGACUGGUGAAUAGCCACUAAAUGUACUCGUGAUUUACGCUUUCUGUAUCAACCAGUAUUAACAAAAAAUCUCGAGUAGUUCCGUCAAAGUACAAAAUUUCCAAAAAUCAAAUAAUGCUGCAGGAGAAAA